Oryctolagus cuniculus (rabbit) is the source of this 616-nucleotide messenger RNA. It is a transcript of the gene IQCF5, whose product is annotated as IQ motif containing F5. The record is from RefSeq and is a predicted model, not a curated record. Gene Ontology annotation, molecular function: calmodulin binding. Lineage: Eukaryota; Metazoa; Chordata; Mammalia; Lagomorpha; Leporidae.
AGAAGGGGCUCAGCUGUUGGAACACAUUCUGGUGGCCGCAUCACAGGUGCUGUUAUGACGUCAUCACCUCUCCCCUGCUCCACUCUUCCCGCUGGAGCUGUGGCUGGAGGAGGGCAGACCUCAGGGUGAUGGAACCAUCUAGCCCCUAGCCAUGGGUCCAAAACGGAGCACCAACACCAACAAGGCGAAUGCGUCAGCGGCAGUGGUCAUCCAGGCCUGGUGGCGUGGCACCCUGGUGCGCCGCACGCUGCUGCACGCCGCCCUCAGAGCUUGGGUCAUUCAGUGCUGGUGGAGGCACAAGCUGGCAAAGCUGAUGGAGUUGAGGCGGCGGACAACACUGGAGUUCUUUGCCCGGCAAGAAUGGGCGGUUGUCCGGGUGCAGUCCUGGGUCCGUAUGUGGUGCAUACGCCAGCGGUACUGCCGGUUGCUCAACGCCGUUCGCAUCAUCCAGGUCUAUUGGCGCUGGCACAAUUGUCAUACCCGUGGCUUUAUUCAGGGUGACUAUGAACUCAAAGAAGACCGACUGAAUAUUCAACUUGAAAUCUCUCUGGGCUCACAAGCUUGUAAGGUACAACAAUGCAUACCCCUUCCAAUAAAAGAAUGACGAGGUCUGCUA